GGUGCGACGUUCAGUGGCAAGCCAGGCGGAAAGUAGGUCAGGGACGGGGGUGCCUUCGCUGCUCACAGCCCUCGCCGCGCUGCAGAGGGGCACCGACCCCCUCCCCCCUAUACGUUUACUUUAGGAACAUAGGACUUGCAUAUGAGAUCGGUCCAGCGAGUCCAGUGUCUUAGGUGCCAUUGCCCACUGACCAUCCACAGUGCAGCUACUCAGAUCAUCUUCCUUGCCUGUCACUGAUGACCCCUUUUUGAAUCUGUCCAUCUCCUCUUGUUUCACGAUCCAAUGGCUGACCAAAGGAUGGACAUCUCUUCUACAAUUAGUGAUUUUAUGUCACCAGGACCCACCAACCUAAUCUCCAGUUCCCUUAGCACUUCAGGAAUGGAUUGCAAUAGGAAAAGGAAAGGAAGUUCUACUGAUUAUCAACUUGAUGGAUUUUCCUUUGAAGAAGGUAUGGAUACAGAUAAAGAAGACCAGCACGGAAGGUUGGAAUAUACAGACCAACAAGGCAGAAUAAAAAAUGCAAGAGAGGCUCAUAGCCAGAUUGAAAAAAGACGUCGAGAUAAAAUGAACAGUUUUAUUGAUGAAUUGGCAUCUUUGGUACCAACGUGCAAUGCUAUGUCCCGAAAGCUAGAUAAACUUACUGUACUGAGAAUGGCUGUUCAGCAUAUGAAAACAUUACGAGGUGCCACAAACCCAUAUACAGAAGCAAACUACAAACCUGCUUUUCUCUCAGAUGAUGAAUUAAAACAUCUUAUUCUCAGGGCAGCAGAUGGAUUUCUGUUUGUUGUGGGCUGUGAUAGAGGGAAGAUACUGUUUGUUUCAGAAUCUGUCUUCAAGAUCCUCAACUACAGUCAGAAUGAUCUGAUUGGUCAGAGUUUGUUUGACUACCUUCAUCCUAAGGAUAUUGCAAAAGUUAAAGAGCAGCUCUCUUCUUCUGAUACUGCACCACGAGAAAGGCUCAUAGAUGCAAAAACUGGACUUCCAGUUAAAACAGAUAUAACACCUGGGCCAUCACGACUUUGUUCUGGAGCAAGACGUUCCUUCUUUUGUAGGAUGAAAUGCAACAGACCUUCAGUGAAAGUAGAAGACAAGGAUUUUCCUUCCACCUGCUCAAAGAAGAAAGCAGACCGCAAAAGCUUUUGCACAAUUCAUAGCACAGGAUAUUUAAAAAGCUGGCCACCAACAAAAAUGGGACUAGAUGAAGAUAAUGAGCCAGAUAAUGAAGGCUGUAACUUAAGCUGUCUUGUUGCAAUUGGACGGUUACAUCCCCAUGUAGUUCCUCAACCAGUCAAUGGCGAGAUCCGGGUUAAACCUACAGAAUAUGUCUCUCGACAUGCAAUAGAUGGGAAGUUUGUUUUUGUAGACCAGAGGGCAACAGCCAUUCUGGCAUAUUUACCACAGGAACUUCUAGGCACUUCAUGUUAUGAAUAUUUUCAUCAAGAUGAUAUAGGACAUCUUGCAGAAUGUCACAGACAAGUUUUACAGACAAGAGAAAAAAUUACAACUAAUUGUUACAAGUUUAAAAUAAAAGAUGGCUCUUUUAUUACCUUGAGGAGUCGCUGGUUCAGUUUCAUGAACCCUUGGACCAAAGAAGUAGAAUACAUCGUCUCAACAAAUACAGUUGUUUCCACCAGUGUACUUGAUGGUGGAGAUGCAGCCUUUCCGCAGCUUGCAGCUUCUCCGCACAGCAUGGACAGCGUACUUCAGGCUGGAGAAGGUGGCCCAAAAAGGACCCAUCCUACAGUUCCUGGUAUUCCAGGUGGAACAAGAGCUGGGGCAGGUAAAAUAGGUAGAAUGAUUGCUGAGGAAAUCAUGGAGAUUCAUAGGAUAAGAGGGUCAUCACCUUCCAGCUGUGGUUCCAGUCCAUUGAACAUUACCAGCACACCACCCCCUGAUACAUCUUCUCCAGGAGGCAAAAAGAUUUUGAAUGGUGGAACUCCAGACAUUCCCGCUGCUGGUUUACUAUCUGGGCAGAUCCAGGAUAAUUCUGGCUAUCCAUAUUCCGACAACUCCUCCAUUCUUGGGGAGAACUCUCACAUAGGCAUAGAUAUGAUAGACAACGACCAAGGAUCAAGCAGCCCCAGCAACGACGAAGCUGCAAUGGCAGUUAUAAUGAGCCUUUUGGAAGCAGAUGCAGGCCUCGGAGGCCCUGUGGAUUUCAGCGACUUACCGUGGCCCUUGUAAAUGCUACAUAUUAAUUCAGCAUCUGAAUAUCAAAGUGCAUUAUUGGUGGAGUUCUACAGUCUGUGAAGCUUGGAUUAUGAGAACAGCUUUUAUGUAUGAAUUUCAUAAAAGCCAUAUCAGAACACACAACUCAUCCGACCAUGUGUCAUUUCAGACAAAGUGGAGAUAAACAUGCUACAGUGUUCUUGCAUUAUGGAUUUGGUUAGCUGUGUAUAGCUUGCAUUAACUGUAUAUUUUGGGAUUCUGUUCUUUUUGAAUUUUUUUUAAUCACUGUGCAACUCAGCACUGUUCUCAUUGGUAGCUUUUAUAUGCAAAUGGUUGUUUCAGAUGUAUGAUGUGUUUUUACACUACAAAAAGGUCCCCCAUGUGGAUAUUUCUUAUACUAAUUGUAUCAUAAAGCUGUUUAUUCUUUCUUGUCAGAAUCCUUUACUAUAAAUAUUGUUAAAGUGUAAUGUAUUAGACAGUUAAAUAUUUUUAAAAUAAAUAUGUUUCCCUUGUUCUAAAAUGCAGCAUUUACUUUUUUGUAAUAAAAAAAUUUCUGAUAAAACCCA
Molecule: messenger RNA, 2735 nt
Organism: Caretta caretta (loggerhead turtle)
Lineage: Eukaryota; Metazoa; Chordata; Testudines; Cheloniidae
Gene: BMAL1
Product: basic helix-loop-helix ARNT like 1
Biological process (GO): regulation of DNA-templated transcription
Cellular component (GO): cytoplasm; nucleus; transcription regulator complex
Molecular function (GO): DNA-binding transcription factor activity; protein dimerization activity
Source: RefSeq, a predicted model, not a curated record